AAAUGUCACCUUUUUCACUUGAUUUCUUGUCAACUAAAAGAUCAAAUGUUCAGAGUUUUCUUCAAUCAGUCACACCGGUUAUCACUUCAAAACCUCUUCUACCAAAGAGUAACAUGGAUGAUCAAAAUAGCAUGUGGAAUUCAAAUGGUGAUAAGUACUUCAUACUUAGAGAUUUAUGGGACUGUUACGAAGAGUGGAGUGCAUAUGGUGUUGGUGCUCCCAUUUAUUUGAAAGAUGAUAAUGAAAGUGUUAUUCAAUAUUAUGCUCCUUAUUUAUCAGCAAUCCAAAUUUACACAGUCAAAUCAGCUUCCUCACUAAUAAGAAACUCAUCUUCUGGAGAUCAUGAGGUUGAUUUCGAGACGGAGUCUUGGAGUGAUGCAAGUGAGAACAGCGAGAAGUUGUCAAGAACUAUAAGUAACAACUCCAUUUCUGCAGAUUCAUGUUUUGAGUUGGAUGCUUCAAAAGAUCGCCUUGGCUAUCUCUAUUUCCAGUAUUCUGAGACAUGCUCUCCUUUUUGGAGAAUUCCCUUUUCAGAUAAGAUCCUUGAAUUUACUCAGCACUAUCCUGGACUCGCGACGCUAAAGAGCACUGAAUUAUCUGCUGCAAGUUGGAUGGCUGUUGCUUGGUAUCCAAUCUACCAUGUUCCAAUGAAAGGAAUUACUAAAAAUGUUUCUGCAAGCUUUCUUACCUACCAUACAUUGUCAUCAACUUUCCAAGAUGUUGCAGAAGAGAACCCCGAUGGAGAAAGUGAAAUUCGGCUUAGUCCAUUUGGUUUAGCUGCAUACAAGAUGCAAAAUGAUGUAUGGCUAAACACUCAUACACAGAAGGACUAUGAAAAGCUAUGUGAUCUUCAAAAUGCUGCAGAUUCAUGGCUGAAGCAGCUUUCUUAUAGUCACCAUGACUUCAAUUUCUUCAUCGCGCAUUCUAACUUGGAGCAUGGAGGUUACUCAUUAUGAAAUCACUCAGAGCCUCUGCCAUCAUUCUUGUUAUGUUCUUUAGAUGGUUUUCUCCAAGAAACUGAAACUGAUGUACCCUCUUUCAAUUCAUUUGAUGGGGAAAUCGUUAGAUUGUUUAAGAUAUAUUUUCCUUUGUGAUUUUGGAGGAUUUCAGUUUUGUAAAUAUCUCAUGCAGCUCUAUAUUUCAACAAGUACUAAAAAUUUUGGGCCUA
Solanum pennellii is the source of this 1168-nucleotide messenger RNA. RefSeq lists its product as uncharacterized. NCBI's taxonomy places the organism in Eukaryota, Viridiplantae, Streptophyta, Magnoliopsida, Solanales, Solanaceae. The record is from RefSeq and is a predicted model, not a curated record. The coding region runs from base 3 to 956 and encodes 317 amino acids. The transcript is spliced from 6 exons.